This is a messenger RNA of Puma concolor (puma), 3894 nucleotides long. The record is from RefSeq and is a predicted model, not a curated record. NCBI's taxonomy places the organism in Eukaryota, Metazoa, Chordata, Mammalia, Carnivora, Felidae.
AUGGAGCUAGCAGAUUCAUCUUCUGCCAUCUCUGAGCAGCAGCUGCAGGGGCAAGAGAGACUAAGCAACACCAAGACAGAUUUGGCCGGGCAGAGUCUCAUCUCAUCUGAGGAAUGGCUUCAACUACAUGGGCUUAAGAGCAAAAAAUUGACCUUGAAACAGAUUUUGUCACAGAUUGGAUUCCCACAUUGUGAAGAUUACGUGACUUCUCUGGGGAGACUCGUGGCUUCCCGGUAUGCAGAUGGCCUGUUUCCACAGUUCUACAGACCCGAAGAUGGCAGAGUAUACAAUUUGACAGCUAAGUCAGAACUGAUCUAUCAGUUUGUGGAAUAUUUAACACAAGCUGUGGAGAGCUACAAGCAGCGGAUGGACUGGCUCACCAGCAGAAGCCGCCAGAUUUUUGGUGUCAUCUUGGAACAGUGCAUCACCAUAGUGCUGGAUUUUGGCAGCAUGCGGGAGGAGGAGCUUAAUCUGUGCCAAGAUGCUCUAAUAAUGGUCCUCCAGGAGCAGGUGGCUCACAUAGCCAAGUUUAAUAUCAUAUGGGUUUCUCAGGAGCCUGUGAAAUGGCAGGAAAAUGCUGCUCCUGUGACAGGACAGUCCAUAGCUGCUGCCAUCAGUUGGGUUGAAAAACUGCCUUUUGAGCUGGCUGUGAGCCAUGCUAGCCGCCUGGACGCACUGCUGGAAGCUGGGCAAGACAAAACGGUGGAAUCCAUUUACUACUUUGUGGUGGGAGACAUUCCUGAGCAAACCAAGGAGCUUCUCCUUCAGAAGGCUUUGGAGAUCCCAUGUCCUGUCUGCACAGUGUCUUUCAAUGCCAGAGGAGAAGGCACUAUAGCGUUCUUAAAGGAUCUGAGUGCCAAGACCCACAGCAGAUUCCAUGCCUUUGCAGAGAGAACAGAGUGUGUGGAAUUUCCUGCAUCUGCCUUAAAGGAUGGUGACAGUGUAAAUACUUGGAAUUCAAGGAAACUGAAAGGAAAACCCCCUCCAGGAGCUGGGGUCAGAGAGGACGUGUUUCUCAUCUGGAAGGAGAUGGAGGAAGCAUGCAGCAUUCUGACUCAGAUCCAGAGGCUGGUUGCUGAGCCGCCCAAGUCUGACGUGGCCACACUAGACAGUGAAUCAGGAGCAACCUCUGUAGAGAAUGAAUCAAAUCCAGAGAACACCUGGGACUCCAAGAAGUGGCUACAGAAAUAUGGCUUGAAAGCCCAGGGGCUGUCCUUUUAUGACGUCCUUGCUGACUGCUCCUUCCGCCAUGCUGAUGGAGUCGUUGAUGUAAAAGCCAAACCAGGAAAUGAGUCUGUGCAGACUAGUGCGGAGACCAACAAGAAGACAGUCCAUGCAAAAUACUGCAGCAGAUUUGUCCAUGCACCCUGGAAGGAUGGGAGCUUGGUCCACGUCUGCAUUACCAAAGAGAAGUGUACCUGGUACAAUGAGAGAAUCCACACAGUCCUUGCUCAGAUUCAGAAGAGGAUUAAGUGGCUGCAGGAUGGAAGUCAAAUCCUCUUUGGAAAAGUACGUAAUGAUUUUGUCUACGUCCUCAUUGAUACAUCUCACUCAAUGAAGAGCAAACUGGACUUGGUGAAGGACAAGAUCAUCCAGUUUAUACAGGAGCAGCUGAAAUAUAAAAGGAAAUUCAAUUUUGUACAGUUUGAUGCUCAAGCAGUUGCUUGGCGGGAAAAACUUGUUGAAAUCAAUGAAGAUAGUUUGAAAGGGGCUCAGUCCUGGAUUAGAAAUAUCAAGGUUGGAAGUUCCACAAACACCCUAAAUGCUCUGCAAAUUGCUUUCGCUGAUGAAGAAACACAAGUAAUCUACCUUUUGACAGAUGGGAGACCUGAUCAGCCACCUGAAAUGGUUGUAGACCAAGUCAAAGUUUUUCAGAAAAUUCCCAUUUACACCAUCUCCUUCAAUUACAAUGAUGAGAUUGCAAAUGGAUUUUUGAAAGAGCUUGCUUCUUUGACUGGAGGAGAGUUCCACCUUUAUAAUUUUGGCUGCAAGGAUCUGUAUCCUCCAGAGGCUAUUCAGAAUGAAGAUCUGACUCUUUUAAUUAAGGAAAUGGAGCAGGGACGAAGUGACCUGGAGAAGGUACAAAACCUUUAUUCGGAGUCCUUGAUCAUGGAUUGGUGGUACAAUGGGGAAAAGGAAGGAGACAGUAGGCAUCAAAAAGAAAUCUCUUCUAUGGUUUCAACUUCAGAAAAAUGUGCAAAACCUCACUCUGAUGUCGAAUCAGCACAAAUGUCAUCCCUAGAUACGUUGAAAUUACCAGAGGACUUUUCAAAUCAAAAGAUUCCGAAAAGGAAAGUCCUCCACGCAGAAUCAACCAAAACCAGCCUGCUCAGAAGCCAGAUGUCCACCCACAAGAGCUCAGCUUGCAGUGAGAGGACGUAUGACCUUUCUAGUUUCAGCAGCUGGAACACUCCAGGUGACAGAGAAAUGAGUGUCCUGUUGAUAAAUGAGUAUCCAGAUGGCAUAUCAUUAGAAAGAUUGAGUCAAGAAGAAAGCCAGGUUCAUGGCCAAGAUUCUUCAAGUAUGUCUCCCGAAAACUGGCUCAAAACUCAUGGCUUGGUUGCCAAGAAACUCACCAUCAUGGAUGCCUUGUCACUGACAGCCGUCCCUCACACCCCCACCUACAUUCCCAUUCUGGACAAGUAUGUUGUUUCCAAGGUCUUUGAUGAGGUGUUCCCUCUGGCACAUGUGUGCAAUGACACAAAUAAGAUGAUGUUAAUUAACCCCCAAGGAGUCAAGCUCAAUAUCUACAAGCAAAAAGUGGAACAGGCAAUUAAGAGCUAUGAAAAGCGCUUGAAUAAAAUUGUUUGGCAAGCGUUAUCUCAAGAGGAAAAAGAAAAGUUAGAUGCAUACAAGCCAAUGCGGUACUUGGAAAACAAGGCAGCUUUAAAUGGGGCAUUAGAACGGUUGAAUUGGCCCAUUUCACUGAAGGAGCUGUCAAUGCUGGAAAAUGAAAUCCUAGCUGGGAAAAUGUAUAUCCAACAGGCCAUGGAACUCCAGGAGGCUGCCAAGAAGGAGAAUUAUGUGAACAAGAGAGGAGAGCAACAGAAAUCUCCAGGAAAUCCAACAAAUAAAAUCAAAUCAAAAAAAUUGGAUCCUCUCAAAGGCCAGAAAGUUAUUGCAAGAUGUGAUGAAAAUGGCUUUUAUUUUCCAGGGGUUGUGAAGAAGUGUGUGAGCCCCACCCAUGCACUGGUGGGCUUCAGGUAUGGAGACACCAAGGUUGUGCCGACCUCAUUCAUCACGCCUGUCGGGGGUGCCAUGCCCUGCCCGCUGCUCCAGGUUGGAGAUUAUGUCUUUGCCAAAAUUGUGAUACCCAACGGAUUUGACUUCUAUGUCCCUGCCAUUGUCAUAGCACUUCCGAAUCAGGAUAUGGCCGAAGAUAAAUUCUACACAGUUUUGAAGUGUAACAACCGGAGAGAAUUUUGCCCUCGGAGUGCACUUAUUAAGAUCAGCCAGAACAAGUAUGCUCUCUCUUGCUCUCAUAUAAAAUCACCCCCAAUUCAGGAGGAUCCAAAAGUGGAGGAUGUGAAGACAAAGAAUUCUACUUUCUUAAUAUGGCCACUCAAAGAAACUGACACUGGGGAUUUACAAGAGCUAAGACCGGAGAACCCUAGAAAGAAGAAAAAGAAACCUUCCAAGAGGUUGCCUCUCCAGGAAACGGUGUCCUCAGAAUCUGAUGACUCUUAUGGCAUCAGGUCCCAAGAGUCCUACCCCAAGAAACACCCCAAGCCCAAGAAUGCUGACAUCCACUUCCCCAGAGAAGGUCCUCGGCCCAGGAUCUGGGAGUCAGCCAGCCACACCAUCGCUGCCAUACCUCCACCUCAAGCAGCCCUGCCUUUCCUCCGAGCCACCCACAGCAGCAAAGGGCUGAGGACCACUGCUGAGAAACCUUAA